AUGCAGGCAGUACAGAAACGUCGAAGCGAUCAGUUGAGCGUGCAGGGGUGGGCAGCAGCUUGCGCCCCACCACCAGCAGGCGCAGAGGGGGCCUUUCCUCUGCCUUCCCUUCCUCUGCCCCCCUAUUGUCUCCCAUACCGCUCGCCACACCCUUUUCUUCCUCCUGCUGCUGUUGCUGCUGCUCCUUCUUUUCCUCGUCCUCUUGCUUGCUCUGCUUACCCCUCUCCCCUUCCCCCUCCCCCUCCACUUUUUCCUCCACCGCCUCUUGCUUCACCUGCUUCCUCCUCAGCCCCUCCCGUCCUGCCUCCCCCUUCUCAUCCCCCUCCCGUCCUGCCUCCCCCUUCUCAUCCCCCUCCCGUCCUGCCUCCCCCUUCUCAUCCCCCUCCCGUCCUGCCUCCCCCUUCUCAUCCCCCUCCCGUCCUGCCUCCCCCUUCUCAUCCCCCUCCCGUCCUGCCUUCCCCCUUCUCAUCCCCCUCCCGUCCUGCCUCCCCCUUCUCAUCCCCCUCCCGUCCUGCCUCCCCCUUCUCAUCCCCCUCCCGUCCUGCCUCCCCCUUCUCAUCCCCCUCCCGUCCUGCCUCCCCCUUCUCAUCCCCCUCCCGUCCUGCCUUCCCCCUUCUCAUCCCCCUCCCGUCCUGCCUCCCCCUUCUCAUCCCCCUCCCGUCCUGCCUCCCCCUUCUCAUCCCCCUCACCCUCUCCUCUCGCCCUCUUCCUCCCAUCUCCAUCUCCCCCCUCCUCCCUCUUGACACCUUCCGCGUCACCAUCACCCCUUUCCCUCACUCCGCUCUCCCCCGCCACCUCCCUGUCGGCUGCAUCCCCUCCCUCCGCCUUCACCCCUCGAGCCUGCCCCGGCUGCUCUUCCUCCGCCUUCCGCGCUUCCCCUCUGACCUUUCCCUCCGCCUCCUCCGCCUUUCCCCCGCCAUACGCGCGCUCGCCGCUGUCCAGCGGGCGGAGCAACAUGUAGAAGCGCUGCACUUCAUCCACGCUAUGCGCCUCCUCGCGAUUCACUUUAGGGCGGUAAAAGAAGAAAAUAUCGCCUCGUUCCUGAUGAAUUCCCAUCCAUCCAAGCACGAGACAAAAAGUGCCGAGUCGGUUUUGAAGCCGAGGAUGUCGGGAACGCUGAUUGGUCAGGAGCUGGAGCCUUCUCUGCUCGUAGACGUGGAGCUGCACUCGCCGCGUGAUCCGGAUCUUCAUGCGAGUCAGCAUGCGCAUCAGCAGCAGCUGGGCGGGAAAAUGGAGUACAAUUACCUCCAGGCACGUUUCGCGGAACCGAGCCUUUAUCGGGUGAAGGUGUACCGCCUGAACGACGACGGCAAGUGGGACGACAAGGGCACGGGCCACGUGUCCGUCGAGUAUCUCGAGCGGUCGGACGCGAUAGGGCUGGUGGUGAUCGACGAGGAGGACAACGCCACGCUGCUCGUGCACCGCAUCUCCACCGACGACAUCUACCAGCGCCAGGAAGACACCAUCAUCUCGUGGACGGACCCCGAGGUGGCGACGGACCUGGCGCUCAGCUUCCAGGAGAGCAUGGGCUGUGCUUAUAUCUGGGAUCAAAUCUGCAACGUGCAGCGCCAGAUCCAGCUGCCCUCCGUCCUCGCAACGGAGGUGGCAAAAGACUCAUCGGAGCUGCCAGCAGUGGAGACCCGCACACUGCCAGCCAUCGCUAAGCUGGUGACGGACGUGUCCCCCUUCCACCGGGACCGAAUGGCGUCCCUCAUCCUCCGCGAGGUGAUCCGCUCGCUCCCCGCCCUCCUUCCGCCACGCCUCUCUUCUCCCUUUCUGCACCCAUCCCCUCCUUUCUCUUCGAUUGCUUCUCUGCUCUUCUUUUUUCACUCUCCUAACACUUACCCUCACCCUGUUCCGCUAUCCUCGCCCUUCCCCUCUUCCCAACCAACACCACUCACUCCUCUCCUCUACCCUCCCUCCUUUCCCGCCCCUCAACCCUCACCACCCCAUUUUAUCCCACAGGGCUACGUGCAGCGGCUGGUGGCGCUGUUCAGGGCGAGUGAGGGCGCCCAUGACACCCCCGCGCUGCACCACCUCUACCGCGUCUUUAAAGGCCUCGUGCUGUUGAACGACUCACAGCUGUUGGAGCAGCUGUUUGCACCGGAUGCCAUCAUGGACGUCAUUGGCGCACUCGAGUACGACCCGGACGUGGCGAGCAGGCAGCAGCACCGUGCGAGUGUGCAGCAGCAGGCGGUGUACCGCGAGGCGCUGCCCAUCCCCAGCACCGCCCUGCUCGCCAAGAUCCACCAGACGUACCGCCUCGGGUACAUCAAGUCAACGCGGUCAACUCUGCCCAUCCCCAGUGCCGCCCUGCUUGCCAAGAUCCACCAGACGUACCGCCUGGGGUACAUCAAGGAUGUGAUUCUACCGAGGGCCCUGGACGACCAGACGUUCAGCAGCAUCAACUCGCUCAUUCUCUUCAACAACGUCGAGGUGGUGACGACGCUGCACGGCAACAAGCCCUUUCUGGGCGACCUCUUUGCGCGCCUGCGCGCCUCUGACCCCCACUCGCCCCAAUUCACCGACCUCGUGCGGUUUCUGCAGGAGUUCUGCGCGCUGCACAAGCACCUGCAGCUCGCCCAGCGCACCUCCUUCUUCAGUGCGCUGAUAGCGCUGGGCCUCUUUGACGUGUGUACGCUCGUCAUGCAGCACCCUCUGCACUCUGUUCGCCUCUCUGGAAUCGACAUACUCAUGUCGCUCAUGGUGCCAGACCCCGCCCCGCUACGCACGUUCCUCGUGGAGCAACCCAACCACGCCCUCCUCUCCUGCCUCGUGCGCGGCAUGGUGGCGUGCAGGCAGGCGGAAGGAGGCCUGCACGCACAGCUGCUGGAGAUGCUGAGAGUGCUGCUGGACCCUGAUACCAUGGACGCGGCCGACAAGAGCAAGUUUCUUGAUCUCUUCUACGAGGACUACCUUCAGCUGCUCAUCUCAGCCGUUGUUGCCGGCACCAGCGCAUCUCAGCCGUCCACGUUCCCAGCUGCUGCCCGAAAUUCCACCGGGGCUAUGAAGAAGAGGCGGGCAGCUCAGGGGAGGGCAGAUGGUGGGGGGAGCGGGAGAGUAGACAGAGAAGCGGGGAGGGGAGCAGGAGGCAGGGGUGAUAAUGCAGAACCUGCAGAGAGGGAUGGAACACAAGGACGCCAAGCAGAGAGGGAUGGAGCACAAGGACGCCAAGCAGAGAGGGAUGGAGCACAAGGACGCCAAGCAGAGAGGGAUGGAGCACAAGGACGCCAAGCAGAGAGGGAUGGAGCACAAGGACGCCAAGCAGAGAGGGAUGGAGCACAAGGACGCCAAGCAGAGAGGGAUGGAGCACAAGGACGCCAAGCAGAGAGGGAUGGAGCACAAGGACGCCAAGCAGAGAGGGAUGGAGCACAAGGACGCCAAGCAGAGAGAGGGGGGGCGAGGGGGGGUGGAGAGCAGGGGGGUGCAGAGGGCGAGGAGAGGCGGGGGCAAGAGCGGGGUGGUGGAGGGGGUUCCGAGGAGGCGCCAUCACCGGACGUGCUGACAAGCAUCUGUGACCUGCUCUGCUUCUGCGUGCAACACCACAGCUUCCGCAUGAAGUACUACGUGUUGCGCAACAGUGUGGCGGAGAAGGUGCUGCGGCUGACGCAGCGGCGGGAGAAGUACCUCUCUGUGGCCGCCAUCCGCUUCCUGCGCUGCUGUGUCGCGCUCAAGGACGACUUCUACGUGUGCUAUCUGGUGAGGAACCGCCUGCUGGACCCGGACGACUUCUACGUGCGCUAUCUGGUGAAGAACCGUCUGCUGGACCCGGUAAUGGCGGCCUUCCGCGUCAACGGGGCGCGCUACAACCUCCUCAACUCCGCCGUGCUUGAACUCAUUGACUUCGUGCGCAAGGAGAACGUGAGGCCGCUGGUGGCGUACAUAGUGGAGUCGUACGGCUCGUGGCUUGACUGCAUUGACUACGUUGACUCCUUCAAGCUGCUCCGACUCAAAUACGAACAGAAUCUCGAGUCCAACAGACCAGCUGUGCCUCCCCCUGUCGUCAUUCUCCCCCCUUCCACCUCCCACCACCACCACCACCACCAUCAUCACCACCCGCACCAGCACCACCAUCAGCAGCAGCAGCAGCAUCCGCUCUCCUCUCCCCCCGCAUCUCCUCCCCUUCCCACUGCUGCAACUGCAGGCAUGGAAAGACAUGACAAUGACGCUGCGAAUGACGCCGCCACCGAUACACGUGCGCGGGCCAAUGUUGAUGCUCAUGCUGCUCCUUAUAGUGAUGCGGAUGAUGCUACUGAUGCCGCUGAUGCUGAAACCAGAGAUGCUGCUGGUCACGUUGAUAAUACUAACAAUGAUGCUGCUGAUGGUGGUGAUGAUGAUGGUGAGGAGGAGGAGGAAGAGGAGGAUGAGGAUGAGGAUGAGGAGGAGGAGGAUGUGGAAGCUGAAGGCGAGGGUGGUAGCAAUGACGAAACUAACGAUGCCGACGCUAAUGGCGGUGAAACCAAGGACGCUGAUGCUAACAGUAGGAACGUUCAGAGGCUUCCGAACCUCUCUGGUUCAGCAGCAGGCUCGGCACUGGGUGUUGUGCCGGUGGGAACUUGCCUUGCUGCCGUGCAUCCUCUUUCCCUGUGCUCUUUCUUCACCAUCGCAAUCACUCUUCCUUUGUCUGACCGUCACCCACAUGCCUCUCCGCCGUUUCUCCCUUCUGCUGCCAACCCCACCGCCACCAGUGAUGAGGAUGCUGACAACCCCGAGUCUGCACCAGCAACGGUGCCAGGAACCCACUCCCCCCCUCUCCACCCGCCCCACCCAUCCCACCUUCCCAUUCCCCUGCCCUCCCUCCACCACCCCCUUCGCCUCCACCCCCACCGGCUGCCCCCACACCAAUCCCUCUCCCCCACCGCCCGCCGGCCCUUCUCUCGUUCACCCUCUCCCCCUCUCGGACGGCCGUCGUCUCCGCCCGCCCGCCCGUUGUCCCCAUCUGCCCGGCACUGCAUGUCACGAUCGCCCUCGCCGCCCCCACCACUGCCCCCACUGCCGCCCAUCAACGGCACCAUUGGCAGCGAGUCCAGCAGGAAACGGCCGCGUGGGUGCAUGGACUCCUGUGCACCACAGGCAGAAGCCGGUGCGGAUGGGAGGGGGGAGAGUGGCCGUGAGCAGGGAGGGGAAAGCAGCGGAGUGGCAGCAGAGGGAGGGGAGCCGGGGCCUAGCAGCAAGGCACUUGGUAGAAAACGCAGGUCUAUCGAGGGGAGGGGCGUGGAUGAGGGCGAGGAAGCAGGAGGGGGUACAAGGAAGGAGAGGAGGCAGUUGAGUGUGGUGGUGGGGGAAGGGGACGGGGAGGGCGCUGGGGAGGACCAAGGGGAUUAUGGGGAUGGCAGUCCCAAGGGGGCUAGUCCCAAGGGUGACAGUCCCAAGAGCGGCAGUCCCAAGGCCGGCAGUCCCAAGGCCGGCAGCCCUAAGGCCGGCAGUCCCAAGGGGGCUAUUCCCAAGGGUGGCAGUCCCAAGGGCGGCAGUCCCAAGGGUGGCAGUCCCAAGGGUGACGGGAGGGUGGGAGGUGUGCGAAGCUUUGGGGAUGCAAGCAAGAAAGCACUGUGCAUGAGGAAACGGUUCCUGCAGGUGCGCACUCAGGAUAACACCACUGCGGUGCCUCUGGGGGAGGUGGCUCCUGGGGGAGGGCCGCCCAAGGGAAGCGGAGGGGCGCAGGGAAGGGAGGAGCCGACUCUUGGUGUGUGCUCCCCUCGCCCUGUGCUCUGUGACCCGUGGCGGAGCGCGAGGGGGAAGGGGCGAGAGCGGGCAGGGAGUGCGGAGGGAGGAGAGGGCGAUGGUGCUGAUGGUGGUGGUGAUGAUGGUGAGUGGGCUGUGAGACUGGCUAUGGCUGAGGAGGAGGAGGAGAGGAGGCAGGCAGACGGGGCUGAUGGGGAUGGCAACAAGGGUGGAGGGAGUGAGGGAGCGAGGGGAGGUGGAGGUGUGGAGGGCGAGUGUGCAGGCAGUGAGGUAGCAUGUGGGGAUAGCGAUGUGGGGGGAAAGGGUGGUAGAGAUGCAGAGGAAGGAGGGGAUGACAUGGAUGGGGCUGGAAAGGGGGAGUUAGAGGGCCAGGAGGAGGAGAAAGCACAUGGGGAGAAUGCAGGCAGUGGUGCAAUGAGCCUUGGAGAUGAGGCAGGAGGGGCAGAUGCACGGACAGCAGCAGCGGGAGGUGCACAAGGUGCAGCAAGGUCGGUGUUUGAGGCAUUGAGGUAG
This is a messenger RNA of Closterium sp. NIES-65, 6195 nucleotides long. The record is from the annotation of a GenBank genome assembly. Lineage: Eukaryota; Viridiplantae; Streptophyta; Zygnematophyceae; Desmidiales; Closteriaceae.